Messenger RNA from Parathielavia appendiculata, 997 nucleotides. RefSeq lists its product as uncharacterized. The record is from RefSeq and is a predicted model, not a curated record. Bases 103 to 960 code for a protein of 285 amino acids. The transcript is spliced from 2 exons. NCBI's taxonomy places the organism in Eukaryota, Fungi, Ascomycota, Sordariomycetes, Sordariales, Chaetomiaceae.
UCGUCUGCAUCCCAGCGUGAAGAAUCUCUGCAGAAAAGGAGUCAGCGUCACAACAUCACAACAAGUGACUGCCGCGCCACAGUUUAGGCGCCCCUGUACACUAUGAGACCCCUCUUCUUUCUCAUCGGCCUCUUGACCAUACUCUCUCCCGUUCUAGCGUCGAUAAGGAGCAAAUGGCUUGAGAUACUCGUGCCCUUUACCAUCUCAAGCAAACAAUUCGAGGUCUUUGGCACCGUUACGAUCGGGAAGAAUGCCUUUGAAAAUGGCAGACCCACGAUCGGAGCCUUCAUCCAGAGCAUCGCCAAGAUUCCCUCGAGGAUCAGCUCUGAGGCCGUGGAUAAGCUUUUUGCCGACCCAUACUACCCCAAGAUUUCGGAGCUCGCCUAUUACGCCCAGAACGACCCUCUGGGCAAGGACGGCAAACCGCUUUUCGACGGGAAGUACGACUCAGAAAAGAUGGUUGGCAUAAAGGGCUUGGGUCAUGGCAAAGUACACGACGAGUAUGCGAAGGCGUCCGCCGCCGCAGGGGCCAAGGCAAAAGAGUACAUGAACAAUCCCGCGUUCAAGGCCAUGUGGGAUGUGCUUGAUCGUCAAGAGGAAAAUGGUUGGCAAGGAGGGAUGUGGGCCCGGGAUCAAGACGUUGAGGAUGGAAGGAUCAGGAAGGUGUCUGACCUUGGGAGCUUCAAGCCGGGUGGCAAGUUCGGCGGUCUCAAUGUCGCCAUCAAAUCAUUACCGACUUUCCCGGGCACAGCUCAUGUGAUGGGGAUAGAUUAUGCCAGAACCUUCCUCGAAAUGAGCAAAAGGGGCGGGACUCGAGCGGACAUGAAAGAGGUUCAGCGCACUGCCCGUCAGCAUACAGUCGUGGAGACCAAAAAGAACGACGGCAGGGGGCACGACAGGCUUCGCAGGGAUAUUCAGAAGGCCCACUCUUCGCGAGGAAGUCCAGCAGAUGGCUGUUAGAAGAAAGGCGGUACUCUACGCAGUCAAUUGAAGAUGC